AUGUCGUGGUUGUUCCGAGCACGGAAGAAAGACGACGGCUUUUCUACUAUUGAGGACUUCGGCGAUCUGGACAUACAGCAAAAGUGCCGUGGCUGCAAACAAAUUCGGGCUCUUUUCGAUUUCCACGGGCGCCAUAACAUUCUUCCACCCAAAGCUGUUGUUUUUCACGAAGACUAUGCCUCUCUCGACAGAUGUGCCCAGCUCUGCGUCACUUGCCGCAUCUUUCGUCAGGCGCUGCUUCUCGAAGGCGUCACUGCCGACCAUGCUGCUGUGUUGGGGCGUUCGUCAGGGUCGGUUUGCGCGAAGUUGGUUGUUGAGGAUGGUGGCUUUGCGAUAAAGAUACACGUCAACGAAGAUGGAGAAAGCAAGAUGCCGGUGGCGACGGUCAGCUGUGCACCGCUGAUGGACCCGAAGCCUCCUAUGAAGCUUCCGGUGAAUUCAGAGGACGAUAAAAUCUUUCAGCAGAUUAAAGAUUGGCUCCGCGUGUGUGAACAGUGUCACAUUGACUGUGGCAACCUCGCGUAUUCGGACCGCAUGCCCACUCGGCUUCUUCACCUCCUCUCUGACUCACGAGCGCAGCUAGUCGAUAGCGAGAAUUUGAUGAACGGCAAGGCCCUUCGUUAUACGGCACUGAGCUACUGCUGGGGAACUGGCACAAUCAGUGGUGAUGAGAACGAGCUAAUCGAACAGGGAAAAACGCUGAGGGCCAACUUGGAGAGUCGAUAUCGACCGUUUGACACUGGAAAUCUUCCAGGCACAGUACGCGAUGCUAUCAAAAUCACCCGGCGAUUGAGCGACCCAGAUAACGAGCUUGAGCUUUGCUUCCUCUGGGUUGACUCGCUGUGCAUAAUCCAGGAUGACGUCCAAGAUAAAAAGGUGGAAAUACACCGUAUGCAGGAAGUCUAUGGUAACGCCGCUGUCACCAUUUGCGCGACAAUGUCGGCUAAGGCCACGCAGCCGUUGCUAACGCCGCGUCUCGCGUGGUCAAAGCAAAUCAAGCCAUGCCGCGUCGGCACCUCCUGGCUUACCGUGAAAUCCACGGCGCCUGCUGGUCUCCGAUCAAGAGCUCCGUUAUUCCUUCGGGCAUGGACGCUUCAGGAGGAGCAUUUGUCGCCGCGACUGCUUUUCUGGGGUGGUCAGCGAUUCAGCUGGGCUUGUGGGCGUGGCGAGUAUGCCGAGCAGACAUCUUCUUCUGUCUCUCUAGAUACUUCUACCGUUCAUGUACGCAAAUUUCUUGCUGAGUGCCGUAUAUCGGAACCAGAGGAGCUCUGGCUUGCAUGGAACUCAGUUGUAGAGUCAUAUACGGCGCGGAGCCUGAGUAACCCGGCAGAUAGAUUCGAUGCGUUGGCGGGACUAGCGACGCGAUAUUUAACUGCUGUUUCCGGAAACAACGAGUAUAUGGCAGGUUUAUGGCGGGCAACAUUUGCGCAGGACCUCCUGUGGCGUGUUUCAAGACCACCGGGGCUCGACAUAGGAUGGCCAGGCACGGCAGGAAUCCCAAGCUGGUCUUGGGCGAGUCUUCCUAUUGGCCUGGGGGCUUGUAUGUGGCACAAAUUUAAGAUGUCGACUAAGGUGGAGUUACUCGGCGACGGUUCAAGUUUGAAUGUCGAGCCAUCAGAAGCGGUUGCUCAAGGUGCGCGUUUGGUUCGUGUCCGUGCUCGAGGGCUCCUAAGGAAUCUUUGGAGCCCCGGAUCACAGCUUCGAGAGUGGGGCGAUAUUUGUGUCUGCGUGGACGGUGUCAAUAAGUUCAGCUUUGGUUCUAGCCCGGGCCAGGAUGUCCAUGCUGUCGAUUGCCUCACAGGCAAAUUGGUUGUGUAUGAGGCGCGAAAGCAGGAGAUUGUCGCCGAACUGGACUACUGCAGGCUCGCGAAGGAUGUCAAUGAGAGACUGUUAUUGGAGGUUCACUGUCUCGCCAUCUCUGAACAUGGAAUGCUUCUGCUGCGCCAUCAGAAUGACACAGGUUCUUUCGAAAGAAUAGGCAUUGGCUUUGGGUAUCGACGAGAUUUCUUUAAAGGGCUGGAGAAGACAGAAAUUGUUCUGGAAUAA
Molecule: messenger RNA, 2046 nt
Organism: Colletotrichum abscissum
Lineage: Eukaryota; Fungi; Ascomycota; Sordariomycetes; Glomerellales; Glomerellaceae
Exons: 1
Coding region: 1-2046 (681 amino acids)
Source: RefSeq, a predicted model, not a curated record